This is a messenger RNA of Spodoptera frugiperda (fall armyworm), 2435 nucleotides long. RefSeq names its product L-dopachrome tautomerase yellow-f2-like (gene Y-c). The record is from RefSeq and is a predicted model, not a curated record. Lineage: Eukaryota; Metazoa; Arthropoda; Insecta; Lepidoptera; Noctuidae. Gene Ontology annotation, cellular component: extracellular region. The transcript has 8 exons. Bases 365 to 1591 code for a protein of 408 amino acids.
AACAUGACAUAGUAAUAGGUGCUGUAUAGCAAUCGGUUAAGCGUAAACACGAUUAGUUAUUGCUAGUUUUUUACGCACACUAUCUUUUGUUUUUGGUUUGGACAUUUUAUUCAAUUUAAAGUAACUAAACUGUUUUAUGGCAUCUAAGAGCUAUUUCGGAGCUUGUACCUAAAUGAACUGUACAAUAGUAUGAGUAUGGAAAGAAGGCUUUGUAUCGAGAAGUUGUUAUGUAUAUAUAAAGGCUUGCGAGACCUCGAACUGUUUAGUCUGUCUGCGCGGUCCCGUUGAACCGGUCGCGGGCUGAUUGACCCCCACUACGCACUACCUUCGGCUUUACUCUACCACUUCAAGCUAAACAUUAAACAUGAGGGCAAUCGGCUUCGUCGUGGCCCUUGCGGUAAUGACGGUGUGUCAUGCCGCCACACCACAGCUUCGGUUCGCAUGGAAACUGAUGGACUUUGCUUGGGAGACUCCAGAAAGCAGAGCAAACGCUAUCAAUGAAAAGAGGUUUAUUCCUGAGAACAAUCUGCCUCUGGGAUUAGCACGUUGGAAGAACAAAGUAUUUGUUACCGUGCCUAGAUGGAAGGCUGGUGUAGCUUCUACAUUGAACUACGUAGACCUGGAUGGGCCACAAGACCAGGCUUUAAAACCAUACCCAUCUUUCAAGGACAACUUUGUACCUGACGAUGCAAAGGAACUACCUUCAAACAGCUCAAUGAUCUCAGUUUUCCGAGUGUUUGUGGAUGAGUGCGACAGACUGUGGGUCAUCGAUUCUGGAAUGGCAGACAUCUUUGGAGCUGGAAAUCAAAUCAACGGGCCAUCGAUUGCGAUCUUUGACUUGAAGACAGACCAGCUGAUUCACCGGUAUCAGUGCAAGGCUAGUGAUAUGAAAGAAGACUCGUUCUUCGCUAAUAUUGUUGUAGAUGUAAACAAAGAUACUUGUGAUGACGCAUAUGCGUAUAUUCCUGAUUUGGGAGCCUACGGAGUAGUGGUGUACAGUCUGAAGCAGGACGACUCUUGGAGGAUCUCCCAUCACUACUUCCACUUUGAACCUUUGGCUGGUUCGUACAAUGUGAGCGGUAUCGAGUUCCAGUGGACUGAUGGUGUAUUUGCGUUGGCUCUCUCGGAACCCAGAGAGGAUGGGUAUAGGACAAUGUUCUUCCAUGCAUUCUCCAGCACCAAGGAGUUCUGUGUGUCAACAGAGUUGCUCCGUAAUUACAAGCAUAUUGACAAGACCGAAGCAUUCCAUGACUUCAAGCUUCUGGGCGACAGAGGUGAACGCACGCAAUCAGCUGCCAGCUACUACGAUCCUAAAACUCAUGUCCUGUUUUACACCCAGGUGAACCGUGAUGGAGUGGCGUGCUGGAACUCCAACAAGCCGUACACACCAGACAACAAUCCUCUUAUAUUGAGUGACCCCAAACUCUUCGAGUUCCCUAACGAUUUGAAGGUGGACGAUGAAGGAAUCCUAUGGGUUCUUACAGACAAAUUGGCUCGCUUCCUCUACAAAACUAUCGACCCGAAUGAGGUCAAUUACAGAAUAUUUAGCAUCGACACUACUGAGGCGAUUGCGGGAACUGCGUGUCAGUAAAUUACUUGUUCCAUGUCCAUAACAAUAUUUGUUGCGGAUAUUUUUCUUAAUAAGUAGAUAAGUACUACUCCCCAAUCUCGAAGCCCCCAUAUCCCCACAUCCCUAACCCCCACAAGGCUGGCAACGCACUUGUUACACCUCUGGUGUUGCGGGUGUCCAUAGGCUGCGCCGAUUGCUUAUCGUUAGGCAAUCGAUAUGAUCGUAUAUUCGCCGGUAAUUAAAAAAACUUACGAAUCGGAACGGAGUUAUUUAUUAGAUAUUUAUAUCUAUUGUAUUGUUUGAUGUUAAAUAAAUCAAAUAAUGUAUAAGUAGUACGAGUUGUCACGUAACAUUGUUAUAUUACAUAUUAUUAUGUAUGUAAGUAAAUAACUAUCCUAACUAAAGAUAUAACUAUACAUAUAUCUCGUGAUAGAUUGUUUGAGAAUGUUUGUUAUGAUACGAUGUGAUAUUAUUAAAAUCAUAAUAGUGUUCUUACUGAUAAGAUUCUAUAUAUGUAUUGCAAAUAUAUUUUGUACUACACAAAUCAGAAUGUUACGUAUUAAUUAAUAAUUUGCAUCCUAAGUAUUCCUGAGCCUUCAAGAAUACGGUCCUAUUUGCUUAUGUAAUUGGUAAGAAUCUCCUGUUGAUCUCAGGCAACAAAUUAAUAAAAAAUAAUUAUUACUUAUCUAAUUUUAUUCAGUUGAUCAAAAUGUCCAGUUUUAAAUAAGGUUUUAUUUUCUUAUGUCUACUUACUAAUUAUCUGUUUAGUACUAAGUAUACCUACUACUUUGUUAUACUUCGAUUAGAGUACAAAUUAUGUAACUCCUAAGGUCAUUAGUUAUAAUAAAAUAAUUAAUUCUACAAA